UAAGAACCGUACAUGUGAGGUUGUGAGGUGUACAUACAAAUUCCUGUUUAGGUUUUUUCUCCCUCAAUCAAUCGCAAUUGGAUUUGUUUUCAGAUAUUUACAGCCAUGUCUUCUUUUCGAAAAGCCUUGAAAUCUAAGCAACGAGACCACAAAGAGCGAUCACAGCUCGGUUUCAGGAAACGUUUUGGACUGUUAGAGAAGAAGAAGGACUACAAACUUCGUGCAGAUGACUACCAACGGAAACAGAAGACCCUCAUGGCCUUGCGCAAGAAGGCCAUGGAUAAGAACCCUGAUGAAUUUCAUUUUAAAAUGAUACACAACCAAUUAAAGGAUGGAGUUCACAUGAUCAAACCAAAAGUGGAAACGAUGACAGAGGAGCAGAAGAAAGUGAUGAGGACCCAGGACAUCAGAUAUGUGGAAAUGAAGCGAGUGUCGGAGAUGAAGAAAAUCGAAAGGAUGAAAUCAGAGCUCCACCUUCUUAAUGUUGAUGAGGAAAAGAAAAAUAAACAUGUUUUUUAUGUGGACUCAAAAAAAGAAGUGGAGGACUUUGACCUGGCCACCCACCUCAACACAGUCCCUGAACUGGUGGGACGAGCAUAUAACAGACCUACAAUAGAGACCCUGGAAAAGAAAAGCAUUGUGGGAACAGUGGAGCCUCAGAGUAUAAAAAAACUUGCAAAGCAGAGAGAACUUCAAUAUCUGAGGCUUUCACAGCGUAUUGACAGAGAAAAUAGCAUGUUUGUCAUUAGUCAAAAGAUCCAGACUAGAAAAGAUCUACAAGAUAAGGUUAAGAAAGUGAAAGUCUGUGAGGAGACCAGAAGUGCUCCAGCCGUCUAUAGAUUUGAGGCCAAGAGGAAAAGAUGACAUCUUUGAAUCGGCACACUGAGGAAACUCACUUUGUCUUGUGGCCACCAAUCAGCCGUUUAAUCUAUGAAGUGGACUGAAUCUAUGGAUUUGUCUUUCACUUCUAUAACGUAGUCUGUGAGGCCAUGCUGGCAAUCUUGCACACUAUAAGGCAAGGAGUUUGUACAUAUUUAUUGCAAAAUCAUUUGUUG
Sinocyclocheilus anshuiensis is the source of this 1055-nucleotide messenger RNA. RefSeq names its product UTP11 small subunit processome component. Gene Ontology annotation, cellular component: nucleolus; small-subunit processome. The transcript has 8 exons. The coding region runs from base 106 to 864 and encodes 252 amino acids. Gene Ontology annotation, biological process: rRNA processing. Lineage: Eukaryota; Metazoa; Chordata; Actinopteri; Cypriniformes; Cyprinidae. The record is from RefSeq and is a predicted model, not a curated record.